AUGACGCUGGAGUUCGGAUGCAAAGACAUUCGCGACCAAGUUUUUGCACUGGUGGGGAUGGCGUCCGAUGCAGAAAAGUUUGACAUCAUCGACUACAGCGAGCGGAUCGAGACGGUCUGCCAACGGCUUGCGUACGCUUCCGUGUCGGAUAGCGCGAGCCUCAAGCGGCUGUGGUUUCUCCUCUACCUCACGCCCCUGGACCGCCGUGUGCAUUCCUGGGUGCCCAACCUCGAGAGCCUGUUGGUGGGCCGAGAGGGCGUCACCUUGUCCAUGCAGUUUACACUGUUCGAGCGUGGACAGCACAGCGCAUCCGGGCACUCGGCCCUGGACACGAGGCUGGACAAAGACAGGAAUACCCUGGCGAUCCGGGGUCGCAUCGUCGACAAGCUGCAGCGGCUUGGAUCGAGCAGUCGAGGCCUCGAGAGCGCCCGUCAAAUCGAGAAAAUGAUGUUGCCAGGGCAUGACGACGACCUGCAAGACGCAGCUAGACAGACUUUCCAGUGGAUGGAGGAAUGCAUAGACAUUGCCCAGUCCCCAGGAAGGGGGAGGACCAAGGCCGAGGAAGCUUUCCGAGAGGCACUGCUCCACGACCCCCCAAUCCAGGAGAAGGCACUCUCGAUGGCAGGAGUGCUGGACCAGGAAUUCCCUGAGCAGCUGCGUCUACGGAAAAUUGCAGCAUAUGAUAACAUGGACCGCGCGCUGGCUGCCUGUAUCGCGCUGUCGGGCCUGCAAUCCACGCGCCUCAUAAGGUAUCUCAUGAGCGACAGGGUGAACAGACGGUUCGGCCGCACGGAGAAAGACAAGAUAGGAUGGCUGCCGCCGGUGGCCGAGGAGGGCGAUUUGAUCUGUAUCUUACACGGCAUGACGCUGCCCUACGCCAUCCGUCCGGCUGGCGAUGGCUACCAACUUGUUGGCGAAUGCAUCGUUAUGGGGCUCAUGAGGGGCGAAGGCAUGGAUUUGCCGAAUGCGGAGUCGGAAAUGAUCGUCCUUAGGUAG
Molecule: messenger RNA, 996 nt
Organism: Gaeumannomyces tritici R3-111a-1
Lineage: Eukaryota; Fungi; Ascomycota; Sordariomycetes; Magnaporthales; Magnaporthaceae
Exons: 1
Coding region: 1-996 (331 amino acids)
Source: RefSeq, a predicted model, not a curated record